AUGGGUAUUUGUAUGUCUUCUUUUCAAACCAUCUGCUCUAAGUCUGAAUUCAUUGAAAUACGUCAAAUUGUCGAGUACUAUUUCCGCGAUGAGUGGGUGCUCCAAUUAGGGUUAGACUUGAACGACAAUGUUUUGGACGCAUGUCAGUCCUAUCGUGCGGCCUCAUCGGCAAUUAGCAGUCAAGUUGAUGUUGCUGAAGCUAAAGACAUGGCAAGUUAUCACUACAAUGCUCUAUCAAAACUUGACAUUCCGCAGGAAUAUAUAUCCCAUCAUCAAUUGGUAUUCCAAGCGGUAACCUUGAAUCAUGUUAUAGGAAAUAUAAACUAUCGUCCAGAGUUUAACGUUGAGACACCGCGCCGUCCUCUAUCACUUUCACAAAGGGAUUCCCUGUAUGCGUGUAUUACAGCAGGCGUUCUCGACCUAAAGGCUGCGGCCGAGCUAAUUUUCCACCAGAAACAGUGCGGUCAGUUCAACAUAGUCACCUAUCAGGAGUUUGUAAAUUCGGAAACGGCAUCAAGAAUCGUGAGUUACUCAUCGGAAGGCCUGACUGGGUCGACAGGAAGAAAUCUGGAGAUAAGACUGAUUGCGCACCAGUUGCAGGCUGACAUAACGACCGCAAAAGUAGAGAAAAUGAGGCGAGAGAUGGAGAUUCGCAGCAAUGGAGAGCCGCCCGAAAACACCGCAAUUUCUCUGAUAAACUGCAAAAAAGACUGGGUACUCGCGGGACCACCUCCCUUUAUUGAGGUCAACCUCAACGACUUGGUUGUGGGACACUUGGAAGGCAGGAAGGAAUCAAAGACAUUAUUUAAGCGAUUUGCCGCUUUGUAUCGACACAUCCUUCAAAAGGUGACUGACCCGCCAUAUCGCAUACAGGAAUACGCGAUACGAGAAAAUGAAAAAGGCGGACGAAAUAAAAAUCUUCAAAAUCUACCACGUGUGGUAGAAAAUAUGCUCAUGGAAGUUAAAAUGCAAGACGCAUCGCUAUCUGAUGAAGUAGACGAGGUUAAGAAACAGCCAGAAUGGAAAAUCAUGAAAGAGUCGACCAGAGAGGAGCCGGAUGAGUCCUUAAUACCAGAAGAAGCUCGUCUGCAUAACGAAAGGCUCUUAGUUCCUACGUUGGAACUGGAGCUAGAUCAAACCGACCGCCUAUCGCGGAUUUAA
Molecule: messenger RNA, 1161 nt
Organism: Cylicocyclus nassatus
Lineage: Eukaryota; Metazoa; Nematoda; Chromadorea; Rhabditida; Strongylidae
Source: the annotation of a GenBank genome assembly